Phytomonas sp. Hart1 is the source of this 2025-nucleotide messenger RNA. NCBI's taxonomy places the organism in Eukaryota, Euglenozoa, Kinetoplastea, Trypanosomatida, Trypanosomatidae. The record is from the annotation of a GenBank genome assembly.
GCAAACUAUGGGAAUAUAAUGGAUCUUAAAUGAUUCAAGCCUGGUACAAGGCACCUUCCUCAUGUUCUAGCUCAGAUAGGAUAGUUUAUUCGAAAAACUGUUGUAGAAGAGAGAAAGAGGUAGGGAAGAAUAUUAGAGUUGCAUAUGUAAUACUUAGUCUUGAAAUAUACAUUAUUCGUGCCAAUGUGUACUAACAUAACAGGGUUGCCUUUGCAAAUAGCUUCAAAGAUAUAGUCACAACUUCGACCCACUUUCCACAUGUUCCACUGACUAAUAUACCGAGAAAGCUCUGUAUUCUUGCAGUGUAACCUCGUAGGUACCUAUUCAGUAUCCAAAAUGUCACGAUCAUUGCGAAGUACGUUGUAGUUAUCGUUGUCCAAUGCGGUCACGCUAAUUAAUUUAUUGACAAUGUAUUAAUGAAAAAAAAUUGAACUAAUUUCGAAAGGGGUAUGAAGCUGAGACAAAGGGCUAGUUUUCACAGUUUCUAGUUUUUUUCCCCAAUAAAAAAAGCGCAUAAAAAUUAUACGAUUAAAGAAAUUCAUAGACAUACUCGCAAACAAGAAAAAGAUGUCCGUGAAACUGAACGAAUCCGGUGCCUACCCCUUUCCUAUCAAUCUUGAAAUGUAUAGGCAGCAGCGUCAGCGGCUCAGUAAGAGCUUACGCGAACACUAUACCAAGGGAGGUCAUGCGGCUCUUCUCAAGGCGUCUUCCGAGGUUCCCAUCAACUCCACCGAUUGCAACUACCUCUUUGUCCAAGAAAGCUACUUCAACUACCUCUUUGGCAUCGAUAUGCCAGACGCGUAUGGCGCCGUACUGACUGACGGAACCGGGAUAAUUUUCAUCCCCCGCCUGCCGGCCCAGUACGCGACCUGGAUGGGACCCCUCCCGACCCCGGCAUUGGUUAAGCAGAGCACGGCGGUCGAUGAAGUGCACUACGUGGACGAGAUGGCGAAGGUCCUGCACGACAAGGACGUGCACACUGUGGAGGUCCUCAAGGGGGUGAACUCCGAUAGCGGGCUGGCGGUCCUCACUGCCUCCUCACCCUGCCCGGAACUCGAGGUCGAGGACGCGUGGCUCUUCACCCGGCUGAGCAACCAGCGCGCCCUCAAGACCCCGCUCGAGGUCGAGGUUCUGAAGUACGUCUGCAAGGUUUCCAGUGAUGCCCACAUCAAAGUAAUGCAGAUGUGCAGACCAACAAUCUCACAGCAUAAUCUGGAGUCCACUUUCCUCCAUGAGGUCUACUCCAAGGGGGGGUGCCGCCGGGUGAGUUAUACGUGUAUUUGCGCCACUGGUCACUACGGAUCGAUCUUGCACUACCCUCAUAACGAUAAGCCUAUCGAGGAUGGAUCGAUGGCGCUCUUGGACAUGGGCGGCAACUAUCGUGGCUACGCCGCUGAUAUCACCUGCAGCUUCCCAGUCAAUGGGAGGUUUAGCGAACCACAAAAGGCGAUUUAUAACGCCGUGCUUGAGGCCCAUGAUCGUGUUCUUCGCGCGAUCAAACCGGGUGUGUCUUGGGUUUACUUACAUCAAUUGGCUAUUCGGACGACUUGUACGCAUCUUGUGCAAAUCGGUCUACUACGAGGUGACGUUGACGAGCUCAUGGAAAAGGAAGUAAUGCAAUAUUUCCAGCCUCACGGACUUGGUCAUCUUCUUGGACUUGAUGUACAUGAUGUGGGCUCUUACCUUGAGGACUGUCCGCCUCGUCCUACUAGGAAGGAUUGCUGUAGGCUACGCACUGCGCGUGUUCUGGAGGCAGGUCUGUACAUCACCGUAGAGCCCGGCUGUUAUUUUAAUGAAGCGUUAAUGCAGGAACUGCUUAGCAAUGAUGCUUUGAAGUUCCUUGUGAAUGAGGACAAACUAAACGAAUACCGGGAUUUUGGAGGCGUCCGCAUUGAAAGCGAUGUCCUUGUAACAGAGAAUGGUGCAGUGAACUAUACCUGUGUACCACGCACCGUGGAUGAAAUUGAGUCUACAAUGGCGGGCAAACCCUUUUCGAAGAACAUUGAAGUAUAUUAUAAUAUCUAG